This is a messenger RNA of Phyllotreta striolata, 4011 nucleotides long. The record is from the annotation of a GenBank genome assembly. NCBI's taxonomy places the organism in Eukaryota, Metazoa, Arthropoda, Insecta, Coleoptera, Chrysomelidae.
AUGGCACAAUGCAAGCAAAGUCCUCAGGAGUUUAUCAAAAGUGCAUUUACUCCACAAAUAGCAGUGAUGUGCACCCCAUUGGCAGAGAAAUGUUGCCAGAAAAAUAAUCUCAAUUUUAUUGAAUUGCUGCAGCCCUUCUGCAGGCUAAAUAAUGACGUUACCUAUAAAGACCGUGGUUUAACUAAUACGAUUAGGAAUCUGAAAUUAACGUUUUUGGAUAUAUCCUGGAGGCCUCCCGAAACUGCUGUUGCGAGGAAGCUCUUAAAUUAUUCAGUAACCAAUGCACCUGAAAGCAAACCUAAAUUAUUUACCAUUGGAAAUCAUCAAUUAGACAUACCAACUAAUACACCCUGGUUUGAAAGUUGGAGAGAAACAUUUUUGAAGGUCCAGUAUCCCUCAGACCACGAAUUCACCAAGCACUUUUUGGCUUGUAUAAUGGUCGUAAGCUCUUCUGAUAUUAAUCCAGAAGGGACUUUUGAGAAAUUGUCUCAAAGCCUGAAUUACGUUCAAAACCGAGAACCAGGGAAACUUCCUAAAUGGUUUAACUCCAACAUUUUGAGAUAUUACGUUGUUUUACACGAUAACGUAGAUGGCGAUAUCAACGUAGCCACGAAAAUUUUCGAAACAAUAAAAGUUUCAUAUGGGUUUUCGUACUGUUUCCUCUUGAAACUAAAUUCAAGAUCACCUAAUUCUGGAACCAGCGAGCAUUUACCCGACCCGUGGAGCCAAUUCAUCAACACACCCAUCGACUUGAAAGAGUACAAGGGAAGUCCGGACAAUAGUAUUAUGAAAACAUCAUUGGAAAUCGGACAAGAGGCCGAAGAAUUCAAGACCACUGUAAACUAUCACCCCCUCAGUCCUGUCAAUGAAGAUGUGACAAUGAGCGGGCAUAUUAGCGAUGACGAGAAGCCCCAAAAAGCCGCAGCAAAACAGAAAAUCCACGGCAGUUGCCUCUCUACUGACGAUGUCGAGCAAGUGAAGUUGUUUAUAUACGAAUUCACUAAAAGCUGCUUAAUGCCGUACAUAGAAAAGCAAAUUCAUUCGCUAAGUGAUAUAGUAUUAAACAAAAAAGGAGUCAGCAAAUCCUUGUUCAGUGCUACCAAAAGAUGGUUCAGCCCGAAUAAACCUGGUGCUAGUUCCAUAGCAGUCAAUAAUUUAAUUUAUUCACCGGAUUCUCCAGAAUUGCAAAUAAGAAGAUUGGGCGAUUUAUACUUCAUGUUUGGCCAGUAUUCCUCGGCUUUCAAAGCAUAUCAUUCGGCGAAAAGAGAAUACGAUACUGACCAAGCAUGGCUGUAUUACGCAGGUGCUCUGGAAAUGGCAUCACUAGCAGCCUUUAUGGCCAACGAAUCGACCAGGAAAACCUGCGAGUACAUGGAAGACAGCAUUAUAACGUACCAAACAAACUGCAAGAUGCCACAAUUCGCAACCAGAGCAACAAUCCUGAGCUCCGAAUGCUUGAAGCACCAAAAUAUGUUCGGAGAGGCCGCGCAUCAACUAAUAAGAAUGACAAGCGAGGAAUCGGACUUGCGGUCGGCCCUUCUGCUGGAGCAGGCUUCUUAUUGUUUCCUGAAAUCGAAAAUGGUGCGUAAAUACGCCUUUCACAUGGUGCUGGCCGGCCACCGGUACUCCAAAGCAGCGCAGCGGAAGUACUCGUUGAAAUGCUACAAACAGGCGUACCAGGUGUACGAGAACACCGGCUGGGACCUGGCUAGCGAUCACAUCCAUUACACCAUCGGACGACAGGCCCACAAUUUGCAACAAUUCAACGAAGCCGUCGAUUCUUUCGCUAAAUUGUUACUUGGAGAGAGUAAGCAGACUGCUCAACAGCAAGCGACGUUCUUGAAGGAAUAUUUGACUAUUCUAGGAAAUAAACUUAAAUCCGAAGGCGACUCGGAGCAAAUAACUAGUCCCGUUUUGCCUGUUCCGGAAUUGGAAAUGAAUUCGAUCAAGUUAUUACUCGGCCCUACUCGCCCUCUAUCGACGCCCGGCAAAAUUCCGGCUUUAGGGAUAAACUUCGGCAACGCGGAGGAUGUACAAGCCGAACAAAAGUGGAUAAAAUUAGAAGAGAUGCUGGUGCACGAGGCGGAGGGUUCGCCUCCUUUGCUUUUCAAACCGAUGACAACUUUGUACACGGUUAACAAACUGGGAAAGAAUAAACCAGUAGCUAUUGUUAACGAACCGAUCCAGGUGUCGCUGAAAUUAAUCAAUUCGUUGCAAACGGUGCUAAAUUUGAUGAAUAUCCAUCUGUUAUGGACGUUUUCAAACGACAAUGAAACUGUUUCCAAUGAAAUAACUGAUAAAAUCGAUUACGUUAAGACGUACGUGACGAAAUCGUUGUUAAUCGAAGGCAAUUCGAACCAAGAAGUGAUACUAUCUCUCGCGCCAUUGCAAGUAGGAACUAUAACAAUAACUGGUUUCUGUUACACUCUGACAAGUUCCAACGGCACGACCGGGGCGAGUUCGAUAAAAGGAAAACAAAUCAUCGUUGUGCCUGAAAGCACUUCGAAAAAUAAUCGAUCCAACACCACCAAGCCUUUAGAAAUUAACGUAGUUCCCGCCGCGCCAUGCCUUCAGGUAACUUUUUCGGAAAUGCACACGGACUUCUUAGUUAACGAGCUGCAGAAGGUGCUGGUGACGUUCCAGAACACCGGUUCAGUGCCUCUUCAAAACGUUUACAUGGCUACAUCAGUUCCGCACCUGUUUUGCAACUGCGAAUUCAAGCAAGAAACGAACGAGACGGUCAAUAUGAACGAUUUAAGUAUGCCCAACGUUAGGGAUAAGGUUCUUAGGAAAAACCAUUUGACAAGCGUACCGUUGAAUGGAAAGGUGUUAGAGCCCGGGCAAACUGUUCCGAUUCACAUUUGGGUAAAAGCUCCUAAUUCUAAGGGACCAGCUUCGAUUGAUUUGCUGAUUUAUUACGAAAAUGUUGUUAAAACCGCUAUACCCAGAUAUAGGCUGGUAAGGCACAAUUGGAAUUUGAUGGUACAAGAGUCGAUUAUCGUCGAUGUAUCGACUCAAGCGAGCCACAACUCAAAAACAGUAGAGGAACUAGCACUAGCAAUGAAAAUAACCAAUUUGAACAAAGUCCACAACUCCGUACUAACUCAAAUAACCCUAUUAAACAUAGGAUUACUGAGCAAAUACUGGACACUAACGAAGGAUAUAGCCACUCCGAAAUACAUAAACCUGCAUUCCCAAGAAUCCGCACAUAUCUUGCUGAAAGCUAAAAGAUUGGUAAAAAAUACCAGCGAAUACUCCACCGUACCGUUAAACGCAGAUAGGAAAUCGAUACAGAACAUGUCCAAGCAGUUUUUGGCAUUCGCUAAGAAGUCCGAGAAGCCUUUGCUCACGAUGUUCGACGAUUUCGAUUCGCUGCAUUUCAAAGAGAACAAGGACGGAAUCCUCUUGCUGCAAUGGCAAGCGCUGGUAAUCGAGGAUAGCAAAAAGCGCAUCGUUUGCGGCCAAACCAAUAUCCCCAUUGAAAUCAACCGCAAAGACGAGAACGUCAUUCAAAUGGAGCGGAUACUUUCUGAUACAUUCAUCGACAUAAACGACAAAACUAUUACAGAAGAGGAAACCGCUCAAUCCGCGCAAAAACAGAUUUCCUACAAUUUAAUACAUCCCCCUGUAAUCGUGCAUGAUUUUAGGGAGAAGAAAGUUUGUAUCGUGCCUGUGAAGAUUCUCCUCCACAGCAUCGUGGAUAGCAAGGUUCUUAUGGUGACUGUAAAUACGACGGACCCUAGUGUAAAACUGCCUACGAUAAGCAAAUCAAAUCAAACCUGUGCGUACGCUUCCAGUAAGUUCUGUUGGUUAAGCAAUAGUAAGAUAAUUAAACAGAUACAUCCUCUAACAACCGAAAGUGUUGAACUUUCUGCGGCUUUGUCGGGUCCAGGAACGUUCGAUUUAGGUGCUCACAUACAAAUUUUGUGCAAAUCUGUCGAUUCGGAUCCGCUCGUACUUCAAUCUUGUCAGAUUCAUCCUACCCUCAUCGUUAAAAAUAAAGAUAGUUAA